AUGACGAGUGGCACAGAUUAUGUGAACAGUUUUGCCCAAUGGCAACCUGAUGACGAAAUGCACCACUGUCUUAAUUGUCAGGCGCCUUUUUCCUUCCUCGUCAGAAAACAUCACUGUCGAUGCUGUGGUGGUAUCUUUUGUGCCUCGUGUGCUGAUAAGUUUGCGAGGUACGAUAAAACAAGAGUUAAAGUAGUCAAAAGGAGUGAGGACGAAGAGGAAUUCCCCCCCUUUAGAACAUGUCAGUCAUGCUACGAUAACUUGUUGCAUUUAAAACUGCUACUGACAGCAUGGGGGAGACGUAUGGAACCACAAGUAAGAGUCGGUCGUUCCGACGACAGUCGACCAGAAAGCAGUUCAAGAUGUGAUUCACUGGUUACAGUCCUUGGGAUGAAUGAAGUAUCCAAAGAUAAUAAUGAAACUGAGCACACACAUGAAAUAAGUGGGAGUGAUAGAGGAAGUGUACGGCGUGGCCGAAAUGAAGAUGAGAGGUGUUGUCCCAUCUGUAAUGUUGAUCUAACCAAAUUUGAAGCUGAAGAAGAUGCACAAACGCACGUACAAGAUUGCAUUAAUAGAGCAGUAUCGAUACAGCAACAUAAAUAUGGUGACGAUGAUGAAACGCUAAGUCCAAGUUUCCAGAAUAGAAUGCUUGUUUAUAAGAUUGCAGAAGGUGAUGGGGAUAAUCACUACCAAGAAUGCCCAAUAUGUUUCGAAGAAAUGCUUCCAGGUGAAAAAGUUGGGAGGUUGGAAUGCUUGUGUGUAUUCCAUUACAAAUGUAUAAAAGGAUGGUUCAAUAAAAAACUUCAAAAAAUGAAGACAAAAGACGUAAAGUAUGUGGGCAAAAAUUUUUGUCCCUUACAUGAUGCUGUAUUUUGA
Molecule: messenger RNA, 873 nt
Organism: Zygotorulaspora mrakii
Lineage: Eukaryota; Fungi; Ascomycota; Saccharomycetes; Saccharomycetales; Saccharomycetaceae
Gene: PIB1
Product: phosphatidylinositol-3-phosphate-binding ubiquitin-protein ligase
Exons: 1
Coding region: 1-873 (290 amino acids)
Molecular function (GO): metal ion binding
Source: RefSeq, a predicted model, not a curated record